ACCGAUUUCGGCUUCGCGGCGGUCUGGGGGAGGGAGCGAGGCUUAUUAGUGAGAGACUGCAAAGGCGGGUUGGGAAAAAGCCGUGCCAGAAAAAUCGGAUUUUCUUUGGAGAACAGACGUGUGUCUGGAGUUCAAAACUAAAAGGGGACGUGGGGUUUGUUGCGUAGGGGAGGCCGGGGACCUUCCCUCCGGCAUUUAAGACAACAGGAGCCGUUUGUGUAGAAGCCAAAAGUCAGCUUUAUUGGGAAUUAUGGAUAAGUAAGGAUGAAGUGGAAAUAAGGUUUUUCCCGGCAGGGUUACUCCGUUUUUAGAGCUGUCUGAUAAAACAGAAUUCCAGACUUUUCAACAUUUCCUAUCCAGAAAGGGGGAAAGAUAAGAAAGAAGCAAAUUCACCUGUUGAAUGUCUACAUAUUCCAGCCUUGUGGUGGAAUUGAUUUCUUCUGGCAAAUGUGACCAAAUUCUCCCUUUAUUUACUUUUAAGCAGGAGAGACCAACAUGAUUUUCAAUCAGUGUUAAUUGCUUAAACUACUAUGGAGUUUGUAAGCCACGAUGUGAUGUAUAAGAUGUAAUUUCUGAGUGCACCCACUGCACUAAGUCAACCCAAAUUAGUUACGUAAUGACUUAGCUUGUUGCCUAAACCAAGGCAAACAGAAGCUAGCUACUUGGAUUGAUGUAAUACUGCUAUCUGCUCUAAUCAUAUCUGGUUAAUAUAGAAACACAAUGGCCGAACGGAUUGUUGAGUCUAUUCAGUAUGGAGGAAUAACUUUUCCCAGCAUCGUGCAUAGCGAAGAGAGUGUAUGUUACGCUCACCGGAAUUUUGAAGUGCGGGAUAGUGAUGUCUUCAACGUUACAUACCCCAAAUCUGGAACAACUUGGAUGCAAGAAAUUCUUACUUUGAUCUAUAGCAACGGAGAUCCCACGUUCUCACAGUCAACCCCUUGUUGGGAACGGAUGCCCUGGGUUGAACACAAGACAACAGUCCAGUACUUGGAGAACCGACCCUCUCCUCGGCUCAUUACUUCUCAUUUGCCUGCAACAAUUUUUCCAGAAAAGUUCUUCUCUUCGCAAGCUAAGGUUAUUUACACUGUCCGUGACCCCAGGGAUGUCUGUGUAUCGCUCUACCAUUAUACCAAGAUGACUUCAUUUCUGGAGUACAGGGAGGAUUUUGGAGAAUUCAUUGAGCUGUUUUCAGCAGGAAAAAUUCUCUUUGGCACCUGGUUUGAUCAUGUCAAAAGUUGGUUGGCCUACAAGAAUGAGAAAAAGUUUCUUCUCCUGGUCUAUGAUGAAUUGCUAAAGGACCUACGUGGCAGUGUUCUUCACAUCUGUGAAUUCCUAGGCAAGAAUCUGGAUCCUGCUGUGGUUGACUCAGUGGUGGAAAAUGCUUCCUUUGGAGUGAUGAAGAACAACAAGAUGGUGAAUUACACCUUGGUUUCUGAACAUCUGCUGGAUCAAAAGAUCAGCACUUUCCUAAGGAAAGGGAUUUCUGGAGACUGGAAAAAUCACUUUACUAAAGAGCAGAGUGCUGCUUUCUACCAGCUCUACCAGGAAAAUAUGAAUGGUUUAGAGACCAAAUUUCCUUGGGAUGAAUUCCAGGUUGAAAAACAUCAGGAAUCUUGAGAUUUUGGAGGGCAGAGGGGACUGCUGCAAUCCAAAAAUGCCAAACUUUGUGAAUUAUAAUAAUAUAUUUCAUUCAAAAUAGGCAGUCCUCAAAUUAUGACUGCAAUUGCUGUCACUAAAAAAUACAAUCAUAAAGCAUGACCUCGCACAAUCACAUCACUUAGCGACAGCAACCCAGACCUACCCUGUUUCCCCGAAAAUAAGACUCAACCUGAGAAUAAAUCCUAGCCUAAUUUUUCAGGAUGCUCGUAAUAUAAGUCCUACCCUCAAAAUAAGCCCCAGUUAAGAUUGUCAGCCAGAUGGAUGCACUUAGUACAGUAUUUCCCCCAAAAUAAGACCUAACCAGAAAAUAAGCCCUAAUCCGUCUUUUGGAGCAAAAAUUAAUAUAAGGUCCUGUUUUAUUUUAUUGUUGUUGUAACCCAAGAUAUGCAAGUUAUUAUGUGUGAAGCAAAACAAAUCCCAGGGAAAGAGUGAGCAGAUGCCACUGGGGGCGAGGGGGGGGGGAGAGGCCCUGAAAGGCCUGAUGCAGGCCAUGUGAGUGUAAUGUGCAUGCAUCAUGUGUUGGGGCCACAGGAAGAGGGUGUGGAGUGUGGGCACGUGCAUAUUGUGAAUGUCGAUUCAGUGGGCUAUGGAAAGAUGGUCUGGGGAAUGUGAGUGUGUGCAAGCACAGGGAAGCUGGAGCAGGGGUGAAAUGCUGCCAGUUCGGACCAGAUCGCCCGAUCCAGUAGCCAUGGCGGCAGGUGAUUCGGAGAACGGGUAGCAAAAAUCCCUCCCCCCCCAUGCCCAGCUGAGCCGCACGAUCAUCACAGGCUUUUUUUUACUUUUAAAAGCAUUUUUUCUUUGGUGGAAAAAAUGCUUUUAAAAUUUUUUAAAAAUGCCUCUGAUAAUCGCGCGGCUCAGCUGGGAUCGUCAGAGCCUUUUAAAAGCAUUUUUUCUACAACCUCUUUGCCCGAAAGCAUUUUAAAAGUAUUUUCUUUUAAAAGUAAAAAAAAAAAAAAUUUGGUCACACCCACCCAGUCACAUUACCCACCCACCCCCACCAACAUGCCCAUAGAACCGGUAGUAACAAAUUUUACAUUUCACCACUAAGCUGGAGAAUAUUAUGUUCAAUUGUGGGGAAGUUGUGGAAAGAGGGUACAUGUAGAUGAGCAGGCUGAGUUGGAAGGUGAAGUUAAACAUUCAUCAGUCUGGAGUCAUUGUGCAACCACAAGAGACCCAAGUCCAUCCCAUCCCCAUGAAUUCCAUUGACCCUUAUCUAGCACCAAUUUAUCUUUGACCAUUAGUUGACCAGAUUCUUUUGUAUUGGUAGCAACAAUAAACUUUUUAAUGUUUUGAACUCA
Messenger RNA from Pantherophis guttatus, 2957 nucleotides. Its product is annotated as sulfotransferase 2B1-like. NCBI's taxonomy places the organism in Eukaryota, Metazoa, Chordata, Lepidosauria, Squamata, Colubridae. The record is from RefSeq and is a predicted model, not a curated record. Gene Ontology annotation, molecular function: sulfotransferase activity.